AAUUACUUCCUGCUGUCUUCUUCCAUGGACAAGACAGUCCGGCUGUGGCACAUAUCCAGGCGGGAGUGCCUGUGUUGUUUCCAGCACAUUGACUUUGUCACUGCUAUUGCAUUCCAUCCGAGGGAUGACAGAUACUUCUUGAGUGGUUCCUUGGAUGGGAAGCUCCGACUUUGGAACAUUCCUGACAAAAAAGUGGCACUGUGGAAUGAAGUGGACGGGCAGACCAAGCUGAUCACAGCCGCUAACUUUUGCCAAAAUGGCAAAUACGCCGUGAUUGGCACCUACGAUGGCCGGUGCAUCUUCUAUGACACAGAGCAUUUGAAGUAUCACACGCAAAUACAUGUGCGGUCCACCAGAGGACGAAAUCGAGUCGGAAGGAAAAUAACUGGAAUCGAGCCUCUGCCGGGUGAAAAUAAG
This is a messenger RNA of Gekko japonicus, 417 nucleotides long. Its product is annotated as WD repeat-containing protein 44-like. The transcript has 3 exons. The annotation marks the transcript as partial. Gene Ontology annotation, molecular function: protein binding. NCBI's taxonomy places the organism in Eukaryota, Metazoa, Chordata, Lepidosauria, Squamata, Gekkonidae. The record is from RefSeq and is a predicted model, not a curated record.